AUGGAGGAUUACCAUAUCAUCAUGUUCAACACCUCCGAGCUGGGACACAACCUCGUACCGACGCCGACAAGCGGUAACAGCGGCCCGACAUCGACAUCUGGAGGAGGUGGGAUCGGCGGAUUCUGGACGAGCCUUGUUUCAGAAGCUACCGCCGCGGUGGGCGCCAUCGAGAGCGAGCUGGCUAGUAUUGAGAAUGACAUCGCCGACGAGUUAGCCAAAGCCCUUGGCAUCAAGGAGUUCUACUCGCUACACAUCAUGGAUGCUUGUGAGGGCUAUUUCAAGCCAAAUGCAACUACUCCGCACGCUGGUUACAAUGUCACCAACUGCACAGAGCCGAUGGAUACUUCUUAUCUCAACGUCUCUGCCCUGCUCGACGAGGAACUGCGCGUUGGACCAUUUGAAAUCUCUCUGAACGAUCUAGGCUUCUCUGAUGACCUCCAGGAGAAGCUUGAUGAGGUUCCCAAGCUCUUCAUGGCCAUGAGCGUCCUCUAUAUUCUUGGAGCUGGCUUUUCAGGGUUGUCUUUGCUGGGAUCUCUUGCAGCACUAUUUAUGCUCCCACAGUCUGGUCGGAUACUCGUGCUUGUCAAUUUCACCCUCACAUUUCUCGCGAUGGUAUGCCUCCUCGCCGGAAAUCUGGCGACAACCAUCGGCGGGAAGAAGGUUGUCGACGCAGUAGCUGAUUUUGGGGACGAUAUUGGCCUAUACGCUUCCAGAGGAGAUAAGUUCAUGGCACUCGUCUGGACUGCGUUUGCACUUAUGGCUGUCAGCACGAUCUACUGGGGUUACGAGUUCUUCGCAGAGACACGAAUGCGAAGAGGUGGAGUUCAGAGGCGCGUCAAAGAGGAGCGAUACUCGAUGGAUUCCUAUCCACGCGGUGCCCGCCACUGA
This is a messenger RNA of Phaeoacremonium minimum UCRPA7, 888 nucleotides long. RefSeq names its product putative sur7 protein. Gene Ontology annotation, biological process: fungal-type cell wall organization. Gene Ontology annotation, cellular component: cell cortex of cell tip; plasma membrane. The transcript is spliced from 2 exons. Bases 1 to 888 code for a protein of 295 amino acids. The record is from RefSeq and is a predicted model, not a curated record. NCBI's taxonomy places the organism in Eukaryota, Fungi, Ascomycota, Sordariomycetes, Togniniales, Togniniaceae.